GGUUCAGGCUGCAGCUAACCCCUUCUCAGAUCCUGGUCAGCAUUCCUACUCUGAGUGUGGAUAUGGUCCCAGGUCAGAGGGAUGUGUAGGCAGAACGAUUGUUAUUGAACUAAAGUUGGAACAGGAAAAACUGGCGCGACGUACCAUUGCGUCUGACGUCAUCUUUAGGACUCUACGCUAAGCGUGCCCUUAACCUUGUUUGCUACAUUUUAUUUUACACCAUUCUGGAUUGAUUUUCUGUCCGAUUUCAUCAUGUCUCUUGCUGCAGAGGCAUUCGUCUCCCAGAUAGCAGGUAAUGUGUGUAAUCUGUGUUCUGCAACAUAAAGCUAACGUCAUUAGGAUUCGUUUUGCUGUUAGCUAGCAUCAGAUGCUAGCUAAACUAGCCGCUAGCUAAGCUAGCCAUUAGCUAGCUGUGGAAAGCUUCCCUUUUGUCUGUGGCUUCACUGACAAAUGAGGUAGCUAGCUAGCUAGAUUAUCAUAUUAAACGACACUGAACGAAAAUAUAAACGCAACAUGUAAAAUGUUGGUCCCAUGUUUCAUGAGCUGAAAUAAAAGAUCCCAGAAAUGUUCCAUACGCACAAAAAGCGUAUUUGUCUCAUUUUGUGCACAAAUAUGUUUACAUCCCUGUCAUUGAGCAUUUCUCCUUUGUCAAGAUAAUCCAUCCCACCUGACAGGUGUGGCAAAUCAAGAAGCUGAUUAAACAGCAUGAUCAUUACACAGGUGCAAUUUGUGCUGGGGACAAUAAAAAAACACUCUAAAAUGUGCAGUUUUGUCACACAACACAAUGCCACAGAUGUCUCAAGUUUUGAGGGAGCGUGCAAUUGGCAUGCUGAUUGUAGGAAUGUCCACCUGAGCUGUUGACAGACAAUUGAAUGUUUAUUUCUCUACCAUAAACCUCCAAUGUCGUUUUAGAGAAUUUGGCAGUGUGUCCAACCGGCCUCACAACCGCAGACCACAUGUAUGGCAUGGCGUAGUGUGGGCGAGCGGUUUGCAGAUGUCAACGUUGUGAACAGAGUGCUCCAUAGUGGCAGUGGGGUUAUGGUAUGGGCAGGCUUAAGCUACAGACAACGAACACAAUGGCAAUUUGAAUGCACAGAGAUACCGUGACGAGAUCCUGAGGCCUAUUGUCAUGCCAUUCAUCCGCCGCCAUCACCUCAUAUUUCAGCAUGAUAAUGCACGGCCCCACGUCACAAGGAUCUGUACACAAUUCCUGGAAGCUGAUAAUGUCCCAGUUCUUCCAUGGUUGUGGAUCGACGUGUAUAACAGCGUGUUCCAGUUCCCGCCAAUAUGGGCUACCGAGUGGCACAGCGGUCUAAGGCACUGCAUCUCAGUGCUUGGCACUGCACUACAGAUCCCCUGGUUCGAUUCCAGGCUGUAUCACAACCGGCCGUGAUUGGUAGUCCCAUAGGGCGGCGCACAAUUGGCCCAGCGUCGUCCGGGUUUUGCCGGUGUAGGCCGUUAUUGAAAAUAAGAAUUUGUUCUUAACUGACUAGUUAAAAAUAUCCAGCAACUUUGCACAGCCAUUGAAGUGUCAAUCAACAGCCUGAUCAACUCUAUGCGAAGGCAAAUGGUGAUCUAGGGCUGUCCCCGACAAAAAUCAAAUCUUGGUCGACGAGAGUCAUCCUGUUCUUUCGACCAAUGUAUUUUUCUAUAUAUAAACAGACACACCCUAUGUGUUUGAAUAAAAGCAACUACAAACAGUGCAUUCGGAAAGUAUUCAGACCACUUGACUUUUUCCACAUUUUGUUACCUUACAGCCUUAUUCUAAAAUGGAUUAAAUUGUUUAUUUUCCUCAUCAAUCUACACACAAUACUCCAUAAUGACAAAGCAAAAACAGGUUUAUCACAUUUACGUAAAUAUUCAGACCCUUUUACUCAGUACUGUGUUGAAGCACCUUUGGCAGCGAUUACAGCCUUGAGUCUUCUUGGGUAUGACGCUACAAGCUUGGCACACCUGUAUUUGGAGCAUUUCUCCCAUUCCUCUCUGCAGAUCCUCUCAAGCUCUGUCAGGUUGGAAUGGGAGCGUCGCUGCACAUCUAUUUUCAGUUCUCUCCAGAUGUUAGAUCAGGUUCAAGUCCGGGCUCUGGCUGGGCCACUCGAGGACAUUCAGAGACUUGUCCUGAAGCCACUCCUGCGUUGUCUUGGCUGUGUGCUUAGGGUUGUUGUCCUGUUGGAAGGUGAACCUUCACCCAAGUCUGAGGUUGUGAGCGCUCUGGAGCAGGUUUUCAUCAAGUAUCUCUCUGUACUUUGCUUCGUUCAUCUUUGCCUCGAUCCUGACUAGUCUCCCAGUCCCUGCCACUGAAAAACAUCCCCACAUUGAUGCUGCCACUACCAUGCUUCACCAUAGAGAUGGUGCCAGGUUUCUUCCAGACUAGGCAUUCAGGCCAAAGAGUUCAAUCUUAGUUUCAUCAGACCAGAGAAUCUUGUAUCUCAUGGUCUGAGUCCUUUAGGUGCCUUUUGGCAAACUCCAAGUGGGCUGUCACGUGCCUUUUACUGAGGAGUGGCUUCCGUCUGGCCACUCUACCAUAAAUGCCAAAUUGGUGGAGUACUGCAGAGAUGGUUGUCCUUCUGGAAGGUUCUCCCAUCUCCACAGAGGAUAUUCUAGAGCUCUGUCAGAGUGACCAUUGGGUUCUUGGUCACCUUCCUGACCAAGGCCCUUCUCACCUGAUUGCUCAGUUUGGCUGGGCGGCUAGCUCUAGGAAAAGUCUUGGUGGUUCCAAACUUCUUCCAUUUAAGAAUGGAGGCCAUUGUGUUCUUGGGGACCUUCAAUGCUGCAGAAUGUAUUUGAAACCUUUCCCCAGAUCUGUGCCUUGACACAAUCCUGACUCUGAGCUCUACGAACAAUUCCUUCGACCUCAUGGCUUGGUUUUUGCUUUGACAUGCACUGUCAAAUGUGGGACCUUAUGUAGAUACUUGUGUACCUUUCCAAAUCAUGUCCAAUCAAUUUAAUUUACCACAGGUGGACUCCAAUCACGUUGUAGAAACAUCCCAAGGAUGAUCAAUGGAAACAGGAUGCACCUGAGCUCAAUUUCUGUUUUUUAUUUUUUAUACCGGCUAUUCCCAAACCGGUGUACGUGUACCCCCAGGGGUACGCGCAAUGCCGUCGGGGGUACGCCAAAUAAAAAUGUGAUUCACAUUUUCAAACAGUCCAUUUAGAUUUUCCAACGGUGCUAUACUUUUCGUUUUUUCUCGCCUGAGUAGCCUCGUUUCGCUGCCAAAAAUAAAAUUUAACCAUCUAGUGUUCAGCGAAAUAAUAACACAAAGUCAAAUACAGGUAGCCUUGUCAAAUAAUUAACAUCCAAUCACAUUAACCGUUACUAAUGCAAAUGAACUCAAGCUUACAGACAAUGUCAAAUAGCGAAGCACCUGAAUUAGCUGGGUGCGCAAUUACAUUUACAUUACAUUUACGUCAUUUAGCAGACGCUCUUAUCCAGAGCGACUUACAGUUAGUGAGGGCAUACAUUAUUCUUUUUUCAUACUGGCCCCCCGUGGGAAUCGAACCCACAACCCUGGCGUUGCAAACGCCAUGCUCUACCAACUGAGCUACAUCCCAUUACGCAGGUACUUUCCCGAAACGGACGACACAAACAACUGGAUUCAUUAUCCCUUUCAUGCCCUCCCUCCAGUCCACUUACCGAUAUCUGAACAAGAGAGCCUCAUUGAAAUUGCAACAAGCGGUUCUGUGAAAAUUGAAUUUAAUCAGAAGCCACUGCCAGAUUUCUGGAUAGGGCUGCGCUGAGAGUAUCCUGCCUUGGCAAAUCGCGCUGUUAAGACACUUAUGCCCUUUGCAACCACGUACCUAUGUGAGAGUGGAUUCUCGGCCCUCACAAACAUUACAACUUAGCCCUUAACCAGCAAUGCAGUUUUAAGAAAAUAGAGUUAAGGAAAUAUUUACUAAAUAAACUAAAGUUUCAAAAAAAAGAUUAAAAGAAGUUUCAAAAUAAAUUAACAAUGUUGAGGCUAUAUACAGGGGGUACCGGUACUGAGUCAAUUUGCGGGGGUUACAGGUUAGUCGGUAAUUUGUACAUGUAGGUAGGGGUAAAGUGACUAUGCAUAGAUAAUAAACAGCGAGUAGCAGCAGUGUAAAAACAAAGGGGGGGGGGGGGUCAAUGCAAAUAGUCCGGGUGGUCAUAGCAGGUGGGAUAUGUAGCUAGCUAGCUAGGACACCGGUAGACACCAGUGUCCUUCGCCCACGCCUGUUGGGCACUGCGUUCCCACAGUUCUGUUAACGAUGACGAGGGCAGGUGUUCAGCAGGCGGGAGCGAAGGACACUGUGUUAGCUAUCAGGUGGGAGGCGGGGGCGACACCGGUAGCUAACUAGGCAGGCGAUGAAAUUAUAUAAUGUGUCAACUUUGCUCGCUCUGCACGCUGCUCCAAAUGUACAAAUGUAACAACAGAAGACUCAUCAGGGUCUGCAUCCCCGCUCACCAUUACGGCUAAAUUAUAUUUUAAAAACUGAUGGAUGAAUAGAUGCACAGGAAGAGCGGACGUAGAGAAGCAGGCGAGUGAUGGCUGGAAGGGGAUGCGGCUGGCUGAUCAAAGCUGCCACACGAGAUGCGCGUGAAAGUGAAGUGGACAUUAUUGGGCUGGUACAUACAAGACUAGUUGCAGAUGUUUUUUUAGUUUUUUUUUACGGCAUAGAUUAUUUUUUUUUAAACAUAAUUUACAAACAUUUUAUAACAGGCGCCAGCUGGUUCUUUAGCUCGGUAGGGCCAAUGCUUAAGGUGCAUUACCAGCGCUUUGAAAAGUUGGUUUAAUAAUACUUUACUGUGGAUAUAUUGUCUCAUAUCUUGCCACAUAAGGACCAACCACGCAGACAACCGGUAGAGUAAGUUCAAAUGUAAUUUUAUUCAACAUUCUGGGUUGUAGAGGACCUGAGAGGACCAUUUCCAGAAUAAACGGUGUAAUGUCCCAGACGUUGGUGGUCUGAUCCCCAGGCAAUGUUCUACUAGCCCUCUGAAAUUCAAUCAUCCUCACAGGAACAUUUUAUAUGAUGCUGCCUUUCAGAUUGGCUUAAGCUCAAAAGUCAUCAUGUCACAACAGUGUCACUGUUCUGCAACCUGACAAACUCCUCAAUGUGACCUUUUGCCAAUGCUCUCCUGCAUAUGUUUUCCCACAGCUGCGGAGCCAUGGCCUGAAAAUGCCACCUUGUAUCAGCCUCUGAGAGGUAAGCCAUUCAUUCACUCUGCACUUUACAGAGACAAAACUGUUCAUAUACCUACUUCCACAUUUACAUUGUUAAGUCAUGUAUUGUAGUCCCCUGGAGCUCAGUUGGUAGAGCAUGGCGCUUGCAACGCCAGGGUUGUGGGUUCGUUUCCCACGGGGGGCCUGUAUGAAAAAUUUAUGCACUCACUAACUGUAAGUCGCUCUGGAUAAGAGCGUCUGCUAAAUGACUAAAAUCUAAAUAAUGCUAAAGUUGUUACUUAAUUAAUUAGUUUUUAGUUUAGGCUUAAGCCCUAAACCCUACAAUAUUGUGCACUACUAGUACACUGCUAACCAUAGACUUCAAGUCAAUAAAAGUUAUUUGAUGUAAUGUUGAGGAAAAUUAUGUUAAUGUCUCGGAGAGGAAUAUAGGAUUAAGAAUUGUAAAACUGUUUGAGCCAUAGGUAUCUGCAUUUAGCCAAAUUGCAGUGUAUCUUGUCACUUUAUAAUGUGCGAAUGCAUGUCUGUCUGUUGGCCUGUUUGUUUUUUCAGAGGACCAGAUACUACUGUCAGAUUGUGCAUCAUCACUUGCUGUACAGGUAAGAUCAUGUUUAUGCCUUUGCCAUAGCCAAAUAGGAUGUGAAACCAAGAGUUGGCUCGUUGGUAUUAGCCGUUAUACAAACAAAUGUUGCGUUGUGGUAUAGGCUAGGCCUACUUAAAAGACCCUACAGUACAUGGGGCCCAUAAAGCUAGUCCUCCGAUCAAACAUGGGCGACCGUGUUGAUAGGGUUUGUCAUAUUUGAUCAAACUAUUUUAUUAAACUUUUCAUAACAGACACCUGUUUUCAUUAAAAUCCAACAUCGUUAUAUGUAAGAAAAAAAAAUUAGCAUGGAAACCGCUGUGCAGAUACACAGAUGCUUUGCUAAGGCUGCUCGUCGUCGUUGGCACUAUCGUAGCUAUCUGGUAUACAACUGUGCAUGCCUAUGUCAUGGACGGGAUCUGAACCCAGGUCUCCCAUGGGAGAAAUCAACGUAUUGACCAUUAGACCAACAGGAAAUUCCAACCUCAUCACUAGACCAUGAGCUGGACUCAUGUCCGCUACAUUCACCCGCCUUUGACCUCCUCACCAACAAGAGCCUGUCCCACAGUUGGGCGCCAUUGUCACCAGCGGGGUCUGAAACCAAUAUCUUGAUCAUUCGUCAUCGCAGACUCGGGAGACCAUAGAUUUCUUGUGCCUUUGGGGAGUUAGGUCUUAGCACAGCGUCUGCUGUGGCUGUGAAGUCCACUGUUGAGAGGCAGACUCGGCUACAGUUGUCACAUUUGUAGGCUGGCCCGGAUGUUGUAGAUCAGGGGUCCCCAAUUAAAUGUCUGGGGGGCUAGAACAUAGUUAUAAAUAAUUUGUACACUGCAAAUUGUCUACAAGAUUCCCAAACAUAGUAUUUGACAAAAACAGAAUCAUUUCAAACCUUGAUUACAUUGGGAUACGAUCACAUAUGCCUCUUUAUUUAUGUGUGGGAAUACUUAGGAACACAUUUCCUGAAUUAAAAUCACUUUGAGCUGAUUUCCUGGUGAUUUUAUAGUCUUACAGUGGGGAGAACAAGUAUUUGAUACACUGCCGAUUUUGCAGGUUUUCCUACUUACAAAGCAUGUAGAGGUCUGUAAUUUUUAUCAUAGGUACACUUCAACUGUGAGAGACGGAAUCUAAAACAAAAAUCCAGAAAAUCACAUUGUAUGAUUUUUAAGUAAUUAAUUUGCAUUUUAUUGCAUGACAUAAGUAUUUGAUCACCUACUAACCAGUAAGAAUUCCGGCUCUCACAGACCUGUUAGUUUUUCUUUAAGAAGCCCUCCUGUUCUCCACUCAUUACCUGUAUUAACUGCACCUGUUUGAACUCGUUACCUGUAUAAAAGACACCUGUCCACACACUCAAUCAAACAGACUCCAACCUCUCCACAAUGGCCAAGACCAGAGAGCUGUGUAAGGACAUCAGGGAUAAAAUUGUAGACCUGCACAAGGCUGGGAUGGGCUACAGGACAAUAGGCAAGCAGCUUGGUGAGAAGGCAACAACUGUUGGCGCAAUUAUUAGAAAAUGGAAGAAGUUCAACAUGACGGUCAAUCACCCUCAGUCUGGGGCUCCAUGCAAGAUCUCACCUCGUGGGGCAUCAAUGAUCAUGAGGAAGGUGAUGGAUCAGCCCAGAACUACACGGCAGGACCUGGUCAAUGACCUGAAGAGAGCUGGGACCACAGUCUCAAAGAAAACCAUUAGUAACACACUACGCCGUCAUGGAUUAAAAUCCUGCAGCGCACGCAAGGUCCCCCUGCUCAAGCCAGCGCAUGUCCAGGCCCGUCUGAAGUUUGCCAAUGACCCUCUGGAUGAUCCAGAGGAGGAAUGGGAGAAGGUCAUGUGUUCUGGUGAGACAAAAAUAGAGCUUUUUGGUCUAAACUCCACUCGCCGUGUUUGGAGGAAGAAGAAGGAUGAGUACAACCCCAAGAACACCAUCCCAACCGGAAGCAUGGAGGUGGAAACAUCAUUCUUUGGAGAUGCUUUUCUGCAAAGGGGACAGGACGACUGCACCAUAUUGAGGGGAGGAUGGAUGGGGCCAUGUAUCGCGAGAUCUUGGCCAACAACCUCCUUCCCUCAGUAAGAGCAUUGAAGAUGGGUCGUGGCUGGGUCUUCCAGCAUGACAAUGACCCGAAACACACAGCCAGGGCAACUAAGGAGUGGCUCCGUAAGAAGCAUCUCAAGGUCCUGGAGUGGCCUAGACAGUCUCCAGACCUGAACCCAAUAGAACAUCUUUGGAGGGAGCUGAAAGUCUGUAUUGCCCAGUGACAGCCCCAAAACCUGAAGGAUCUGGAGAAGGUCUGUAUGGAGGAGUGGGCCAAAAUCCCUGCUGCAGUGUGUGCAAACCUGGUCAAGACCUACAGGAAACAUUUACAUUACAUUUUACGUCAUUUAGCAGACGCUCUUAUCCAGAGCGACUUACAAAUAGGUGCAUUCACCUUAUAGCCAGUAGUACAACCACUUUACAAUGUUUUUUUUAAUGUAAUUUUUUAUGUAAUUGCAAACAAAGGUUUCUGUACCAAAUAUAAAGUUCUGCUUUUCUGAUGAAUCAAAUACUUAUGUCAUGCAAUAAAAUGCAAAUUAAUUACUUAAAAAUCAUACAAUGUGAUUUUCUGGAUUUUUGUUUUAGAUUCCAGCUCUAACAGUUGAAGUGUACCUAUGAUAACAAUUACAGACCUCUACAUGCUUUGUAAGUAGGAAAACCUGCAAUAUCGGCAGUGUAUUAAAUACUUGUUCUCCCCACUGUAGGCCUAAACCCAAUUAUUCUAUUUUGUUCUUGUAAUAUUGAUUUACCUUGAAUGUCAUUUGAAGGUAAGAAAACAAUCACAGUCAUGAAUACUAAGCAUAUUCCAUCUGAUUUUCGCUAUUUGAUCUACUGAAUUUAGACUGUUAACUAGCUGUGUUGUUCAGGCCUAGUUCAUAUGAAAUGCUGUUUUUUGUCUCAGGCUUAUCUGAGGAUGUGCAAUCUGCCUGUUCUUGUGUCCUGUCGGUCAAACGCAGAGUACAUGUCCCCAUCUGGUGAGUUCUCCACACUAUUGAAAAAAGUGUGGUGUGUGUUUGUGUGUGCGCGUUAGGUUUCCUGUUACAUUUACAUUUUAAUCAUUUAGCAGACGCUCUUAUCCAGAGCGACUUACAGUUAGUGAGUGCAUACAUUUUCAUACUGUCCCCCAUGGGAAACGAACCCACAACCCUGGCAUUGCAAGCACCAUUCUCUACCAACUGAGCUACAGGGGACUGCAGUUAGGUAUGUGUAUGUCUGUAGUGUAGAUCUUUAUCCCCUGGAUGUGGACAGGCCUUUUGUAGGAGCAUCACACAUGAUUACAUUGCACCUGGCAGACCAAUAUUAAAGGAUGACUCUGUAAAACCAUGACUGGGUUUGCCGCUCUCAGAUAAAUUUGAAUCAUGCUCUAAAUUAGUCUUUCUCAAUGCCUAAAUCUACUUUUAGGAAUCAUACAUCUUAGGCUGUUUUUAACUGAAGAAUAUCUGCACAGUGUGACUGAGGCAAUGUUUUUAAUCACUGCAUUAAAAUUAAAUUACGCCACUUGGAGAUUACAUUUAUUUUAUGCGAAUGUGAAUCCUUAGUUUCCUUCUCCAGCCCCCUCUCAAAUAAUGUUUAAAUUAUCUCAAAAAGGGUGAACAAAACACCAUAGCCAACCUUAGAUUUGGAGAAUCCAAUAGUGUAAUGUAGCCUAGUGUUUGACCAAUGAUGUGAUUUGCAAAUGUGAUUAAAUAUUACCACAUGUAUAUGAUUUCUGUGUAAUGUUUUCUUGUAAGGAAUUCAAGGUAAGCAAAAAGGUUAGUUGAACACUCAAAACCAACACAUAAGAGACUCAAGCUUCAUCAUAGAUUUCUGCCCGGUCAAACCCACUCAGACACGUUACUAAAUGUUCUGAAUUUGAUUAGACCUAGUAGCUCUGCACUCAGUGCAGCCUACUGGGCAGUUUUGAAUAACAACAUAGGAAACCAGAUGCUUAUUUACAGAGAGGUUCAAAUAUGCAUUCCAUAAUCUCUCUCUUCUUUCCUUUUGUCACUACAUUGAACUUUUAUAUUGCUUAUUCCUCUCUCUUCAGGUAAAGUCCCCUUUGUCCAUGUGGGAAAUCAGGUUGUGUCUGAGCUGGGGCCCAUAGUUCAGUUUACAAAGGCAAAGGUAAGUGAGCCUUAUGAAUGAGCAGCAGGACCAUGCCCUUUUUAAGAUCAGUCAUCAAUCACUCCCUGCUACUCUCUCACAUACCUGCCUUGACAUUUUGACAUUUUGUUGUGUUACAGCCUGAAUUUAAAAUGGAUUACAUUUAUAUUUUGCGUCACUGGCCUACACACAAUACCCCAUAAUGUCAAAGUGGAAUUAUGUUUUUAGAAACUUUUCGAAAUUAAUAAAAAAUGUAAAGGACAAAUGUCUUGAGUCAAGUAUUCAACCCCUUUGUUAUGGCAAGCCUAAAUAAGUUCAGGAGUAAAAAUGUGCUUAACAAGUCACAUAAUAAGUUGCAUGGACUCACUCUGUGUGCAAUAAUAGUGUUUCACUUUUUUUAUUUUUUAUAUAUGUCUAGUGCUUCUCUGUACCCACACAUACAAUUAUCUUUAAGGUCCCUCAGUCUAGCUGUGAUGGGUGAUUUGAAGGAGUCAGGCGCAGGAGGGUAAAUCACAGAAUACAGAGUUUAUUCCGGAAUACAGUGUUACGCAGAAAUGCGUCAAACAGUACAGUGCGCAAAACAGGCGCACUGGAACCAACAGGCACACGGGGAAGCAGACAUUGAAUAUCCCUUUGAGUAUGAAGUUAUUAAUUACACUUUGGAUGGUGUAUCAAUACACCUAGUCACUACAAAGAUACAGGCAUCCUUCCUAACUCCGUUGCCAGAGUGGAAGGAAACCGCUCAGGGAUUUCACCAUGAGGCCAAUGGUGACUUUAAAACAGUCACAGAGUUGAAUGGCUGUGAUGGGAGAAAACUGAGGAUGGAUCAACAACAUUGUAGUUACUACACAAUACUAACCUAUAUGACAGAGUAAAUAGAAGGAAGCCUGUACAGAAAAAAUAUUCCACAACAUGCAUCCUGUUUGCAAACUGCCCAAAACAAUCAUGAGUGGCUUAGUUACAGGUUUGACUUAAAUCAGCUUGAAAAUCUAUGGCAAGACUUGAAAAUGUCGUUCUAGCAAUGAUCAACAACCAAUUUGACAGAGCUGAAGAAUUACAAAAAUUAUAAUAAUGUGCAAAUAUUGUACAAUCCAGAUUAGCAAAGCUCUUAGACUUACCCAGAAAGAUUCACAGCUGUAAUCGCUACCAAAGGUGAUUCUAACAUGUAUUGACUCAGGGGUGUGAAUACUUAUGUAAAUGAGAUAUUGAUGUAUUUCAUUUUUUAUAAAUUUGCUAACAUUUCUAAACACGUUUUCACUUUGUCAUCAUGGGGUUAUUGUGUGUAGAUGGUUGAGAAAAACAUAAUUUGAUCCAUUUUGUAUGAAAAUGUAUGCACUCACUAACUGUAAGUUGCUCUGGAUAAGAGCGUCUGCUAAAAUGACUAAAAUUUAAAUAACAUUAAAAUGUUGAAUUCAGGCUGUAACACAACAAAAUGUGGAAUAAGUCAAGGGGUAUGAAUACUUUCUGAAAGCACUACUGUUAUGACUGCUUGCUUAUCUAAGCAUCUUGCUACUCUACACUCUCUCGUACGCGUACACACACACACGUACGUCACACACACACACACUUAUCACUGCUUAUCACUCUCUCUCCAGGGUCACUCUCUCAGUGAUGGUCUGGAUGACAUUCAGAGGGCUGAAAUGAAAGCUUACAUGGAGCUGGUCAACAACAUGCUGCUCACCGCUGAGGUACAGUAGAGAAACCACUCGAGGCAGGAAAGAAUAAUCCAGUACAUACUGAAUACACAGUGGGUAUUUAUGCAGAUGAAGCUCUCUAUAAUCCUGUCACAGGAAGGAAGUGCUUGGCAAGGGACUCAUGAGGUUACAUCAAGAAAUUGUUUGAAAUGUCAUGAGCAUAUCCCUGAAAUGAUCUUGUCUCAUGAUUGUAUAUCUUUUUGAUUGUCUAAAUGUGGUUCUAGACGUUUUUUUAUAGUAUGCAUUGAAAUCAGGGGAUAGUCCUUUGCUCCUUAGUAAUGUUCAGUAAAAUCAAGCAAUGACACCAUGUACUCUGUUUGUGAGGAAUGUUCUUCCCCCUAGAUCCUUGUCCAUCUUCACCCCUUCACUGCUCCCCACUACUUUUCCUCCCUUUGUUUAUUUUCAAAUUUUCCCCAUCUCAAAUCCCCCUGUAUCCCUCCAGCUCUUCUCUCCUAAUUUCUUCCCCUCUUCAUGCAUCUUGUCUUAUAUCCUUCCCUUUCCCUCUCCUUCCUUCCCCUCCAUGUUCUCUCUGUGUGUUCAUCCUUUGUAUCCCUCUUUCCUCUAUGCAGUUGUAUAUCCAGUGGUGUGACGAUACCACGGCGACCGAGGUGAGAGCUCUCCCUGGGCAUUCAUCUUCAUUUGGCUGCAGCCUCGGCCAGGGCCCCCCUCUCAUAAAUGAGCCAUGCUUUACUGAGCUUCCAUUUAUUAGGCCCUCACACACACCGCUGGCUCCCCCUCAUUGCCCUCUCUUCUCCAUAGCCCUUUUAUUGCCGCCAUCAGCUGUGACUGGUGUGUUGCUUUACACCGAUUUAGAAACGUUCUCCCCCGGAUAACAUUCAUUCAUCUUCGAUGUUAGGGAGGGGUAUUUGAAAUGUUUUCAUUACUCUAAUAUGUCAUAAGUUUCUCUUUCAUCCCCUGACCAAUCAAAAUGACACAAAUGCAGAGGGCAGACAGUGUUCAGUUGUUUUUAGGUUAGUAUUCUCUGGUAGGUUUUGACUAACAGCAACAGUGAAAGAGAAGUCUGAUGUUCGCCAUGAUAGAACUGAUUCUGUUUUUUAAAAGUUUUCUGGUGAGUGUUUUGCAUUGAUCUGUGACAGGUCUUGUGGAACCUCUGUUAGGUGCGCACCUAUAAUAGCUAAUUGAAAUGGGGAAAAUAGCAUAAGCUAUUUUGUCAGGGCUGACUGGAGGGCUAAAUGCGCUUUGAAAGUCAAAUGCCUUUUUAUGUAAAACGCAGCAUGAGAUAGAGAAAAUUAACUUGAAAAUAACACUUUCAAUUGUCAUGGUAUAUCCUUCAUGUAACAAUGUCACAAGGAUACUUUUCAUUUUUAAAAUAGGCCUACAAUUAUUUUUCUACAAAAAUCUAUACACGUUCGAAUACUAACAUCUGUUCGGAUAAUCAAGUUUUCGAAUAAGCGUGCCCAUCCCUAUUUUGUGACUUGUUUUCUAUGUAAACACUGAAAUGCAGUCGUGUAUUAGUGAUGCGCGGGUUGACUCAUAACCUGUGGGCAGGUUUAGGGUAAUUAAAUAUUGUGUGGAUGAAGGGCGGGUGGGUGGAGGGCAAGUUGAAUAAAGAGAAAACAAUACCUUUAAAAAAUCAAUAAGUGUAUCAUUCUUGUACAAUUUAGCCUAAGCUUUAGGGCCUAACUGUACAUGUGGCGAAGAGCCUACACGCUAAUUGGCAAAUGCUUUUGGGAACAGGCAAAAAGGAAUAUAUCACAGUUUAAUUCAAUAAUAGAAAAGAUGCGAAAUUAAGAGUUGAAAAUAAAGAGGGAAGGGCCAGAAAAGUAAUGUUUGAGAAAUAUUUUGGUAGAGUGGUAAAAGAAGAUGAUAGCAGUGCUAUACAAAUUAGACGGUCACAAAACGGGGACUUCAAAUAGGCCUAUGGCACGUCAAGGGAACUGUAGCCUUCUGUUCAGAUCGGUUAAAUGGAAACUGAAAUCUGGACACUGACUGUAGGUCUAUAACAUAGUCGUAUAUUAACUCCUACAGAAUUAAGUAUUUCUUGCAUUAAAAUGAUACACCAAAUGUAGGCAACAUUUUGACUCAGGAACAGGAGUGGAGAAAUAUGUGACUCGGGAACAGGAGUGGAGAAAUAUGUGAAUGCGCAGUUAGAUACCGUCUGUAGAGGUGCUAUCUUUAUCAGUAUCAUAAAAGCUGGUAGUAUUUCAACCACUUAAAAUAGCCGAACUGAAAUCAUAUCAGAAACAUGUUGGGUCGUUUUCACUGCUUUUUUUUAUUUCCUUACAACUGGUCAAACUGAUGCCAUUUGGACGUUUUGCACAGAAAAGCGUUCCAGUUUUUUUUUUGUUAUUACAUUUUCUCCUUGUCCAUAAAUGUCUUUGCUCCGUGAAAGAAGCAGAGAUGACAGAACUUUAUUGAUGUCAACUAGAUUGACGCAUUCAUUCUAUCGAAUUAUGACAUUCUGGUGAGCAAUGGUUUAUUUAGCCUUCUAGGGCAACAUAUAAUCACAGAAGAUAAGAUGCAUGUAUCUAAUUAGUUGACUAACAAAUAGCCUACCAAAAUGUGGGACAUUUAUUUUAAGCAAAAACGUAUCUAAAUCGGGCAAAUAAUGUCAAAUAGUUCCGAUGUCUUUUACUGUAGCCUACAGCGCAUUUUUUAUAUUACCAGGUUACGGGCGGGUGCAGGCCUCCAGAUUUUCGCUUUAUCACAUACCGCGGUUGCGGAUGGGUUAUAAGGAAUUGCAGGUGGGUGCGGGUGAACAAAUAGCUGACCCACGCACCACUAAUGUGUAGAGUGCAUUCGGAAAGUAUUCAGACCCCUUGACUUUUUCCACAUUUUGUUACGUUAUAGCCUUAUUCUAAAAUUGAUUAAAUGAAUAAAAAUCCUCAUCAAUCUACACACAAUACCCCAUAAUGACAAAGCGAAAACUGGUUUUUAGAAAUGUUUGCAAAUGUAUAAGAAAUAAAUAUCUUAUUUACGUAAGUAUUCAGUCCCUUUGCUAUGAGACUCAAUUGAGCUCAGGUGCAUCCUGUUUCCAUUGAUCAUCCUUGAUGUUUCUACAACUUGAUUGGAGUCCACCUGUGGUAAAUUCAAUUGAUUGGACAUGAUUUGGAAAGGCACACACCUGUCUAUAUAAGGUCCCACAGUUGACAGUGCAUGUCAGAGCAAAAACCAAGCCAUGAGGUCAAAGGAAUUGUCCGUAGAGCUCAGAGAAAGGAUUGUGUCGAGGCACAGAUCUGGGGAAGGUUACCAAAAAAAACUCAGUGGGCUGUCAUGUGCCUUUUACUGAGGAGUGGCUUCCGUCUGGCCACUCUACCAUAAAGGCCUGCUUGGUGGAGUGCUGCAGAGAUGGUUGUCCUUCUGGAAGAUUCUCCCAUCUCCACAGAGGAACUCUGGAGCUCUUUCAGAGUGACCAUCGGGUUCUUGGUCUCCCUGUCCAAGGCCCUUCUCCCCCGAUUGCUCAGUUUGGCCGGGCGGCCAGCUCUACGAAGAGUCUUCGUGGUUCCAAACUUCUUCAUUUUAAGAAUGAUGGAGGCCACGGUGUUCUUGGGGACCUUCAAUGCUGCAUACAUUUUUUGGUACCUUUCUCCAGAUCUGUGCCUCGACACAAUCCUGUCUUGGAGCUCUACGGACAAUUCCUUCAGCCUCAUGGCUUGGUUUUUGCUCUGACAUGCACUGUCAACUGUGGGACCUUAUAUAGACAGGUGUGUGCUUUUCCAUUCAAUUGAAUUUACCACAGGUGGACUCCAAUCAUCAAGUUUUAGAAACAUCUCAAAGAUUAUCAAUGGAAACAGGAUGCACUUGAGCUCAAUUUCGAGUCUCAUAGCAAAGGGUCUGAAUACUUAUGUAAAUAAGGUAUUUCUGUUAUUUUUAAUAAAUGUGCAAAAAUAUCUAAAACCUGUUUUUGCUUUAUCUUUAUUGGGUAUUGUGUGUAGAUUGAUUGAUUAAAAAUUGUUGUAAUCAAUUUUAGAAUAAGACUAACGUAAAACAAAUGUGGGAAAAGUAUUUUCAAAUGUAUUUGAAAGUAAUUGAAAUACAAUAAUAGUAGUUGAACCUAGGUCCGAUAUCUAUAAAUCUAAUCAAAUAUUUUCUAUAUGGCAAUAGCGUAAUUGCGUUUCAAGUAUCUUUGAGUGUUUCUUGUCUUUAAUUACAAAAACAACUAAAUUCGCUAGAAACAAACAUGAAAAGUAACAAGACCCUUUUGUUUACAAGGACCACCAAACUUAAGCCAGACAGAGUUCAAAAUGUGGAAACUUCCCCUUUAAGCUCACCUCAGCCUCAUGUCUGUAGAUCUCCAGGCCGAGAUACAGCAGCCCAUACUCCUGGCCCCUCAACCAAAUCCUGGCCUAUCAGAAGCAGUGGGAGGUCCGUCGUAAGAUGACUGCCAUUGGCUGGGCAGGGAAGAGCCUGGAGCAGGUCAGUGCCUUGUGAUCUCGGAAGCCAAGAACUAAAACCUUGUGUAAUUUCGUCAGAUACUCCAUAAGGUUUUGGGGGGAGAUACUUGAAUGAGUAGUGGAAGCAGGGCGGUAGCUCCACCCCCCCCACUCUUUGCAAGUUUCGGGCUAGUCUAUGGGCCAAAUUUUCCCUCAAUCAAUCAAAUGUAUUUAUUAAGCCCUUUUUACAUCAGCAGAUGACACAAAGUGCUAUACAGAAACCCAGCCUUAAACCCCAAAGAGAAUGUAAUGCAGAUGUAGAAGCAUGGUGGCUAGGAAAAACUCACUAGAAAGGCAGGAACCUAGGAAGUAACAUAGAGAGGAACCAGGCUCUGAGGGGUGGCCAGUCCUCUUCUGGCUGUGCCGGGUGGAGAUUAUAAAAGUACAUGGCCAUUAAGGCCAGAUCGUUCUUCAAGAUGUUCAAACGUUCAUAGAUGACCAGCAGGGUCAAAUAAUAAUCACAGUGGUUGUAGAGAUCCCGAGUGGCGCAGCGGUCUAUGGCACUGCAUCUCAGUGCUUGAGGCGUCACUACAGACCCCCUGGUUCGUUUCCAGGCUGUAUCACAACCGGCCGUGAUUGGGAGUCCCAUAGGGCGGCACACAAUUGGCCCAGCGUCGUCCGGGUUUGGCCGGUGUGGGCCGUCAUUGUAAAUAAGAAUUUGUUCCUAACUGACUUGCCUAGUUAAAUAAAGGUUACAAAUAAAAUAAAUAGAGGGUGCAACAGGUCAGCACCUCAGGAGUAAUGUCAUUUUGGCUUUUCAUAGCCGAGCAUUCAGAGAUUGAGACAGCAGGUGCCGGGAGAGAGAGAGAGGGUCGAAAACAGCAUGUCCGGGACAAGGUAGCACGUCUUUUGAACAGGUCAGGUUUCCAUAGCCGCACGCAAAACAGCACAAACAGGAUCAGCAGCACGACCAGGUGGACUGGAGACGGGGACAGCCAGGAGUCGGCAGGCCAGGUAGUCCUGAGGCAUGGUCCUGGGGCUCAAGUCCUCCGGGAGAGAGAGCGAAUGAGAGAGAAUAUUAGAGGGAGCAUAGUUAAGUUCACACAGGACACCAGAUAAAACAGGAGAAUUACACCAGAUAGGACAGAUUGACCCUAGCCGCCCGGCACAUAAGACUAUUGCAGCAUAGAUACUGGGGGGGUAUAGCCCACAACGAUUUCCCCCACCGCACGAGGCCGAGGGGGCGCAAAACCGGACAGGAAGAUCAUGUCAGUGACUCAACCCACUGAAGUUGAGUAUAGCGAACUUCAAAAGAAACGCACACCCGCUAAAUUUUGAUUUGUUCAAAUAACCAGUGACGAAAACCUGUGCACCGGAUCAACUGUUGCUUGUUAGUGUUGCAUCCCACAGUAUGUUGACAGACAUUAGGAUACAAUUUGUAACGUAGUCUGUCCACCAGAGAGUAGUGCCCUGAGAUGCCAACCUCAGCUGAAAAAAGAACACCAUAGUACCUGAACCAUAAUCAGUUCAGCAAUUUUAGAGAUGUAUUAUUUGUUUCCUUCUUGAAAGCAGUCUAUGGACAAGGAAUUACUGCAAUCCACACUUUGGUUUUGUUAAACUAGUUACUGCCAAUGAAUGCUAAUGUUUGCAUUUUCUGUUCAAAACCUCAUGUAAGUCAAGAUUCCCCGUUUUAGCAUGUUUGAAAUGUCAUGCCCAAAUCUUCUCAAAAUAAUUGUAAACAAAUUGAGCAACACAAUCCAUUUGGGCAUGACAUUUAAAAAAUGCUAAACAGGGGAGAUUGACUUACAUGGGGUUUUGGUCUGAAAGUGCUAAUGUUAGCAUUUGUUGUCAGUGGCUAGUUUAACAAAACCAAAGUUUGGAUGGAUUUUUCUCUCAUCUCUCAGGCUAAUGUUUCCACAUAGUUGUAAUAGUAACUGUUUUCCACGCUUCUUCUCCAGGUUUAUGAAGAUGUUAGCCCAAUGCUGUCAAGCUCUUUCCCAGAGGCUGGGCACACAGCCAUACUUCUUCAAUAAGCAGUAGGUUCAUACAAUCUUUUCUUUGAAUACUUUUUAUUUAUUUUGAUAGACAAUAAAUAAUAAUAAAACAGUUGAUGCUUACAUCUGUCCUAUUUCACGUGUAAAUUAGAAAUGCAUUUUUUGCAUAUCCCACUCCCUCUGAGAGUGGCGUCAUGGCCAGGGAUCAGCCAUUAUUGACGGGGACCCUGGAGCAAUUUGGGGUUAAGUGCCUUGCUCAAGGGCACAUCAACAGAUUUUUCACCAAGUUGGCUCAGGGAUUUGAACCAGAGACCUUUCGGUUACUGGCCCAACACUCUUAACCGCUAUGCUACCUACCGGCCCUUGAAAAGAAACAGAAUGAGAGAGAGAUAUACAAAGGAGCAGUGGGAUUGCUACUCACUGUAACACCAUAAUGAAUGUGCUGCAGGAGGCGGCAUUACCAGCUAGAGCCCACACAUGGUCUAUACCAGGGGUGUCAAACAUACGGAUCCGGCCCACAAUGGGGGGGGGGGGGGGGGACUCAAUAUAUACUUUAAAAUGACUAAACCAAAUCGAAAAUGUGUAGAAAUGAUAAUGGACCUACAUUCAUAACAUUUUUAUUUAUUUUUUACUGUGUCCAGCUCGCUAAUAAUCACCUAAAUGAAAGCUAGACAGUCAGGGAGCAUCAAAUUCCAAAAACAAUGGAUAGACUAUUUUUGGGCAAUUUUGACGACGUAGAAAUAUAACACAUUUUCAGUGCUAGCAUCUGGACCUCAUUGAAGACAGAAUGCGGGCCCCCAGGGCAAAAUUAGUUUGACACCCCUGGUCUAUACCAUAUUAGACCUAUUAUUACGUUGUAUUAGCCUGUUGUACUAACAUUUUAGUCCUUUUACUUUAUCAGUCCUUUCAAUGUAUUAAAUUACUCCUUUUAUUGUAUUAUUUAGUAUUACAUUAGUCACGUUAAAGUGCUGCUCUUAAGGUCUCUCAGCAGGUUGUUUUCCUCCUACUCUCUAAACAAGAGAGGUUAGGAGGAGCCUUAGGAGCCUUGUACUUGCACACCCUUUGUCAAUCCAAUGCUUUUAAAUCAAUGACAGGAACUUUGGGAGAAGUGUGGAGAAUUGGGACGCAGACUAGAUGUGCUGUUUUGGGUCGGACUCGGGCCUAUACAGUACCUUUUUAGAUAGUCAGGGCUUUGAUGAGUGUCUGUCUUAGCCUCAGGGUAGACCUCCGGAAGGAACCCACCAUUCGUUUUAACUGGAUUAGUUUACACAAGGAUAGCGCUGCUGAAUCCAUGAACCCUUUCUCCCAUUGUCUGAGCUUUCUCCCCCCCUGAGCCUCUAAUUAAUCUGGUAAUGACAUCCUGGCCUUGUCAUAUGCUAGAAGAGAAGACAAUAACUUGCUGUAAUAAAAAUUAAGAUUGCCAGUAUGGGUGAAAUCUUAAAUGCCAUUACAAAGCUGCCUGCAUGUGAUGUGGUAUAAUUGACUGACUGCCUGGGCUGACCUUGGCUAGAGCAGAGAAAGAGAAUAGUCAACAUAAUACAUUGUGGUGCAUAGAAUAAAUAUGUAAGGUCUUUGUGAAUCCAACAAUGGUAUGGCAUGUUGCCUUUUAAAUGGUAAUGUCUCCCGCACAUAGACAUGGUGACAAAUUACAGCCUUAUUUGCUGUAUGAUUUGGACCAAGUGCCGUCAAAGUAUUCAUACCCCUGGAAUUAUUCCAUAUUUUGUUGUUACAGGCUGAAUUCAAAAUGGAUUAAAAAUACUUUUUUCUCAUCCAUCUACACACAAUACCAAAGUGAAAACAUGUAAUUUGAUAAAUAAAAAGUUCAAAUUGAUUUAAAUGAAAUACAGAAAUUUCUAAUUUACAUAAGUAUGAAAAUGUAGUGAAUAUGUGUUAGAAUCACCUUUUGCAGCGAUUACAGCUGUGAGUCUUUCUGGGUAAGUCUAACAGCUUUGCACACUUGGAUUGUACAAUAUUUGCCCAUUAUUCUUUAAAAAAUUCUUCAAGCUCUGUCGAAUUGGUUGUUGAUCAUUGCUAGACAACCAUUUUCAAGUCUUGUCAUAGAUUUUCAAACCGAUUUAUGUCAGAACUGUAACUAGGCCACUCAGGAACAUUCACUGAUAAGCAACUCCAGUGUAGAUUUGGCCUUGUGUUUUAAGUUAUUGUACUGCUGAAAAGUGGAAGUAAUCUCCCAGUGUCUGGUUUAAAGCAGACUGAACACCAUUUUCCUCUAGGAUUUUAUCUGUGCUUAGCUCAAUUCCAUUUCUUUUAUUCCACUUUGACAUUAUGGGGUAUUGUCUGUAGGCCAUUGACAGAAAAAACUCAGUUUAAUCCAUUUUAAAUUCCGCUGUAACACAACAAAAUGUGGAAAAAGUCAAGGGGUGUUUUUGAAGGCACUGUAAUAAUAUACAGUACCACUCAAAAGUUUGGACACACCUAAUCAUUAAAGGGUUUUUCUUUAUUUUUACUAUUUUCUACAUUGUAGAAUAAUAGUGAAGACAUCAAAACUACGAAAUAACACAUAUGGAAUCAUGUAGUAACCAAAAAAGUGUUAAACAAAUCAAAAUACAUUUUAUAUUUGGGAUUCUUGAAAUAGCCACCCUUUGCCUUUAUGACAGCUUUGCACACUCUUGGCAUUCUCUCAUACAGCUUCACCUGGAAUGCUUUUCCAACAGUCUUGAAGGAGUACCCACAUAUGCUGAGCAUGUGUUGGCUGCUUUUCCUUCACUCUGCCGUCCGACUCAUCCCAAACCAUCUCAAUUGGGUUGAGGUCGGAGGAUUGUGGAGGCCAGGUCAUCUGAUGCAGCACUCCAUAUCUCUCCUUAUUGGUAAAAUAGCCCUUACACAGACUGGAGGUGUGUUGGGUCAUUGUCCUGUUGAAAAACAAAUGAUAGUCCCACUAAGCCCAAACCAGAUGGGAUGGCGUAUCGCUGCAGAAUGCUCUGGUAGCCAUGCUUGUUAAGUGUGUCUUGGACAAUGACCCAAACCACACGUCCAGGCUGUGUAAUGGGUAUUUGACCAAGAAGGAGGGUGCUGGGGUGCUGCAUCAGAUGACCUGGCCUCCACAAUCACCCAACCUCAACCCAAUUGAGAUGGUUUGGGAUGAGUUGGACCGCAGAGUGAAGGAAAAGCAGCCAACAAGGGCUCAGCAUAUGUGGGAACUCCAAGACUGUUGGAAAAGCAUUCCAGGUGAAGCUGGUUGAUAGAAUGCCAAAGCUGUCAUCAAGGCGAAGGGUGGCUAUUUUGAAGAAUCUCAAAUAUACAAUAUAUUUUGAUUUGUUUAACACUUUUUUUGGUUACUACAUGAUACUAUAUGUGUUAUUUCAUAGUUUUGAUGUCUUCACUAUUAUUCUACAAUGUAAAAAUAAAGAAAACCCCUUGAAUGAGCAGGUGUGUCCAAACUUUUGACUGGUACUAUAUGCCAUUUAGCAGACGCUUUUAUCCAAAGCAACUUAGUCAUGCGUGCAUACAUUUUACUUGUGGGUGGUCCCGGGAAACGAACCCACAAUCCUACAAACUAUUGGAACUAGACCAUGGCAACGGGGGCUUAAGCCCUGUCUCGCCCACUGUCUGUGCUGAUAUACCAUCUAUCCCCUGAUCUAUAUUUUUUUUUAAAUAGAAUGUAUGUUUGUGUCAAGAAUCAUGUUGAGCCCAUGCUCAAACUUUUAUGGGUUAUAAAGGCUCCCCUUUGUCCUCAGACCCACUGAGCUGGAUGCACUGGUGUUCGGCCACCUCUUCACCAUCCUGACCACACGGCUCACCAGCGACGAGCUGGGCGAGAAGAUCAAGAGCUACAGCAACCUGCUGGCCUUCUGCCGCCGCAUUGAACAGAGCUACUUCGAGGACAGCCAAGCUGGCUCCUCGUCCAGAGGCUAUUCGAAAGGCCCCUCGCUCUUUUGAUGCCCAUCUCCUGAAGCCCAACAGUCCCAUUCCACCUCCAUCCCAUCCUAUCCUACUGCAUUUCCAGUCCUCCUUUCUCCACCUGAUUGCCUGUGAAUGCCAUAAACUGGAAGUAUGACUUUCCUGAAAAUGUAGUGGUGAUUCUUUGAUGUAAAAAAACAAAAUGAAAAGCAAUUGUGAUUUCUUUUUUCCACAUUGUGCAGUUUCUGGUUUGAUAUUUGAAUGGAAAGUGCCUACAAAAAUACAAUUCCAUACUCCUCCAAACUCUUAUUCUUCACAAUUUAUGGUUUCUUUUUGGAAGUCUGAGCUUAGUAUUGAAACAACUUAAGUAUGAAAUCCACAGAUGUACCAUAUUUGUAUCAUGCUUGUGAAAAACCAUGAUGCACGUAAAAUAAUUAAAAAUAAAAAGUGAAAUUAAUGUCUUUACC
Coregonus sp. 'balchen' is the source of this 22174-nucleotide messenger RNA. Lineage: Eukaryota; Metazoa; Chordata; Actinopteri; Salmoniformes; Salmonidae. The record is from the annotation of a GenBank genome assembly.